CUUAUUGGUCGGCCACCCCUAUUGGUGGUGGGUCAAUUAGGCCAGCACGUUAAGACCUACAUAUACCCCGUGUGCCCUACAGCCAUUUAGGUAAGUUCCUCCAUUAGAGCAGUAGACAUGGCUCGGCAGACGGCGCUCCGGAUCUUCCUAGUGGUGGUGGUGGUGGUGGUGGCGGUGGCGGCGGCGGCGAUGACGGUGUCAGUCGCCGAAGUUCUGCAAAACGUCUCCCAGGGAGUCGAUGACGAGUGGCCUGCGUUGAACGACGCCGUACUUGACAGGAUGUUGGGUGUGGUCGAAGCUGCCGACACAGACACUACAGUCAACAAACGUGCUGCCGAUUCCGACUCCUGGGAGAGAUUCCUGUGGGAGGAGGAGCAGGACGAGGAGCAGGAUGAGGGACAGGACGACGAUGAAGAGCAGGACGACGAUGAAGAGCAGGACGAGGAUGAAGAGCAGGACGAGGAUGAGGGGCAGGAUGUAGACCCAGACCCUACAGUCAACAACGAUGCUGCUGACUGGGCGAGAUUCCUGUGGGAUGAGGAUGAAGAGCAGGGCGAGGAUGAGGAUGAAGGGCAGGGCGAGGAGGAGCAGGAUGAGGAGCAGGAUGAGGAGCAGGACGAUGACGAAGAGCAGGAUGAGGAUGAGGAAGAGCAGUACUUUUACGCCUUGCCCCGGUCCUGGGGCCCAGUCGAUUCUGUGUCCUCUCGGGAACUAAACCUGACGUGCAGCGACGAUGCCUUUACAUUUUCCAUGCACUCUAGCCCCAUUACUGAGCUGAAAGUAGUGGGUGCAGCGACCAUACUGGUAAAGGCUCCCAAGUCGUGUGGCUACUCUGUGAGCCCUUAUGGGAACACCGUAAGGGUGCCAUACACUGGCUGUCACGUCGACGCUCGGAAGGGGCAGUACAUCCUGAAGGUGUCCUACAUCACUGAGCAUGGGCGCUUGAUGGACGCCACCUUGUCUUGCACCGACGGCACUAAUGUCACAGAUAUGCUGAACCCUCGGGCCGACGAAGCACCGUCAACCUCAAACUUUGCAGAUUCCCCCACGGCCAUGGCACAAAAUCAGCUGGACCCUAGGGGCGGGAACGCCGCGCCCCCCUGUUCCCGCAAGGCACAAAACUGUGACGUUGCUGUUGAAGAGCAGCUGCAGUGUGGAUAUAACGGAAUAAGCAAAGAAUAUUGUGAUCAAAAGGGUUGCUGUUUCGACGAACAAAAUGUCAUGUCUAAUUGCCAUUACCCACUAGAUGAAUGCACUGUGGAUAAUCACUUUGUGUUUGCCAUCCGCAAAGACUCUGCAUCGGUCCCUAUUGACCCAACAAGACUCAUUAUUCCCAACUAUCCCAGUUGCGUUCCCAUUAUCGCCAACUCCCACUUUGCAAUCUACAAGAUCCGUCUGACUGAUUGUGGCGUUCGUUCUUAUAUGAUUGGGCACACCAGCAUUUACAUGGUUGAGGUGCACACAGUAGUUGAGGCUCUCAGUCUCAAGUAUGGUGUGAUAGCGAGGGAGGAUGCUAUCAGAUUCAUGAUCGAGUGUCGCUACCCCCAUACGGACUCCUGCGGCCCGUCGUUGGCCAGUGUGGGCUACACGGUGAGGGUCCCAAUGCUGCAAUUUCCCAUCAUCCUCAGCUCCCAGGGACGCUACAGUGUGCAGCUGAGACUCGCUCGAGAUGCAAGCUUUGACUCUUACUACAGCAAGGACUCCUUGCCGUUGAGUGUCAUUCUCGGUUCGCCGGUCUUCCUGGAGGUCAACCUCCAGGAGGACUUUGCGGUGUUGGGACGGGGAUUUAAACCGAUAGAGAAACCGAGGAUGGCUGUGCUCGUGGUCAACUACUGCUUGGCCUUCCCUAGGAACGCCAAUAAAGUGCUAGUGCUGGUUUACGAGGGCUGUGCAAACCCAAAUGACCCUGGUAUCUCCAUCUUGUCUACGAGUGGCCACGGCAGCAGUAAGCAGAAGCGCUUCUUGGUCAAAGCGUUCCAGUUCAUGAAUGUGCAAACCAACACGUACCUCGACGAAGAGAUCUUCUUCAUGUGCUCGACAGAAGUCUGUCUAAAAAGAGAAUCGUGUGACAGAGGUUGCUUUGCGAGCCCAUAAUAGAUUUGUGCUGUACCCAAUGGGGAAUAAAAUAAAGUUUCUGACGAUUUCUUAA
This is a messenger RNA of Gadus morhua (Atlantic cod), 2149 nucleotides long. Its product is annotated as zona pellucida sperm-binding protein 4. The record is from RefSeq and is a predicted model, not a curated record. The transcript is spliced from 13 exons. NCBI's taxonomy places the organism in Eukaryota, Metazoa, Chordata, Actinopteri, Gadiformes, Gadidae. Gene Ontology annotation, biological process: binding of sperm to zona pellucida; prevention of polyspermy. The coding region runs from base 118 to 2094 and encodes 658 amino acids. Gene Ontology annotation, cellular component: egg coat. Gene Ontology annotation, molecular function: structural constituent of egg coat; acrosin binding.